CGCGUCUAUUUUUAGAACCAUAAACAGUGUAAACGCCAUAUUGUCUGGCAGAAGCAAUGAAGACCUUACUGGUAACCGGGUUAAGUGUGGUUUUAAGCGCAGCUGUGAUUGGAAAUGCCUAUUAUCAGAAGAAACAGUUUUAUCCCUCUGUGGUUUACAUCACAAAAUCAAACCCCAGUAUGGCGAUGCUCUAUAUCCAGGCUUUCGUUUUUGUCAUACUAAUGGGAAAACUUAUGAGAAAAGUGUUUUUCGGAAAUCUUCGUCCAGCUGAAAUAGAGCAUUUAAUAGAAAGAUCUUGGUAUGCAGUGACUGAAACUUGUCUGGCAUUUACAGUGUUUCGUGAUGACUUUAGUCCUAAAUUCGUUGCCCUGUUCACACUGUUGUUAUUUCUCAAAUGUUUCCACUGGCUUGCAGAGGACAGAAUUGAUUAUAUGGAGAGAAGUCCAGUGAUAUCAGUAUUAUUUCACAUCAGGGCAUUGACCCUGAUAGCAUUGUUGGGAGUGUUGGAUCUGUACUUCAUCAACCAUGCAUACCACAGCACCCUAACUAAAGGGGCAUCAGUGCAACUCGUGUUUGGCUUUGAGUAUGCCAUAUUGAUGACCAUUGUGGCGAUGACAUUUAUGAAGUACAUCCUCCACUCCAUCGACCUACAGAACGAGAACCCGUGGGAGAACAAGGCGGUGUAUCUGUUGUAUACAGAGCUUUUCCUAGGUGCUGUGAAAGUUGUGUUAUACAUGGCAUUUAUGGUUAUCAUGAUCAAAGUGCACACCUUCCCAUUGUUCGCCAUCCGACCCAUGUAUCUGUCUAUGAGGGGAUUCAAAAAGGCUUUGCAUGAUGUCAUUAUGUCUAGAAGAGCUAUCAGGAAUAUGAAUGCAUUUUACCCUGAUGCAACUGAGGAGGAAUUACAGGUGGAUGAUGUGUGUAUUAUCUGUCGGGAAACCAUGACAACGGCUGCCAAGAAGUUGCCGUGUAAUCACAUUUUCCACACCACCUGCCUGAGGUCAUGGUUUCAGAGACAGCAGACUUGUCCUACCUGUAGGCGAGACGUACUGAGGGCGGCGCCCACCCCACCACAAGCCACACCCCCUCAACCCCCACAACCCCCUCAGGCACAACCCCCACAAAACAUUUUUGGGGGUAUGGCUGGCAUGCCUCCACAGAUGUGGCCCCAGCCCCCUGUUCAACCCCAUCAGCCAAAUGUAGCCCAGCCAGGUGGUACACAGGCACCACAAUCAGGCACCUCUACUGCCACUGUCUCCUCCACAUUUACUCAUCCCUCUGUAUCUGCUCCCACCACCACCACAUUCCCUGGUAUGCCAGCAACAGGAGGUCUCCCCACAGGAAUGCCCCCGAUGAUGCCAAUGGUCCCACUUAUGAUGCCAUUUGGCAUGCCCCGCCCUCCAUCAAAUCUGUCUGAGCUGUCUACAGAGGACCUGAGGAGGAUAGAGGGACAGGAGAGGGAGAAUGUUGAGGCCAGGAUCCAGUGGCUGAGGGACAUCCAGGCUCUGAUGGAUGGGGCCAUGGUGAUGAUCAACCAGUACAACACAGUCGCAGCACAGCUCAGCACACCAACAAUAAAUCCAAAUGUUUCCUCAACAAACAGUAGGGAGGAGGCAGUGCCAAAAAGUGAGAGUACUGAAGUAAAAACAGAAAUAAAGACAGAACCCUCCAACUCAGACCUCGAUUAUGAGGGUUUAGAAGGAGCGACAGGGUUCACACCCCCAAAAGAGGAAGUGAUACCAGAUUGGGAGGAUCCCACCAAAGAAGAACACGAGGAUGAGAUGCACGAAAUCCGACGACGGAGAUUACAAAAGUUUGAUCAAGAACAGAGUGCUAAACAGACAUCGGACACUGCCAGCUAACAGCGUGCUAGUGCCUGGUGUGGAUAAACAGUGCCUCAAGCCUUCUAAAUCCAAAGUCAAUCAGAUAUGUGUGGGUUGUCUUUCCUUGGUUGCAUUCCGAGUUUUUCUUCUUUUCGUUUAGAUGGGAUUUUUUUUGGUUUAUCCCUCUUGGUCCUAACUUUUUCUCAUACAAUCUUGUUAAUACUGGUACAUGUACAUGUAGUUAUAAAAGUUAUUAGUAUGUUGCUUUUAUUCAAAGAGAAAACAAAUGCUAAGUAAAGUGUUAGAAAAUUGGUAUAAUGCUGGUGCAAAGGAAGUUGAAAAUACUUUUACAUGUGUGUAGUUUAAGGCAUUAUGCAUAAUGGUUAGUCUAUUAUACUAAAUUGAAACUUGCAAUGAAAAAAGGUGAGGUUAUCAUUUUUAUAAGGCAUUUUUGUUGUUGUUUCAAACACCUAUAAAUUUGCCACCCAACAAUUAAAAUUAUAUGGACAUCUUUGGGUUUUGCUAUUUACCCGGUAGUAACAGAUGUACACAUACAAAAAAUUGGAGAGUUUUAAUGAACAUGUAAAUAUUUUUAUACUAGUAACUGAUCUUUUUCUCAUCCUAAUUUAAUUACUGGUACAUAGCAAGUGCUUUUGUUUUUCUGUACUCUGUUUCAUUUAUUGUGGUGCCAUAUUCUCAAACAAAACUGAUUUUUUUUAAAAUGUGUGUAAUUUUGUAAAAUUACUUUGCAAAUUUUCUUUCGUUAUUCAAGUUUAUUCUACACAGACUAAAACUAAUUUAUAUGAUUUUGACAUCAGUUAAUUUCUGGAUGUGAGGAAAAGGAAUGUCUAGUCUUUUGAGAUAAGAGAAAGCCUGCUUGAGUCUGCUUGUAAACAUACAAGUCUGUUCGUUGUAUAUUGGUAUUGUUGAUGAAUGAAAGUCUAUGUUGAUGAGUGAAAGUCAUUAUUGUUAAUGGUGGUGAGUGAGGGUCUGAUUAGUCCUUUUUCUGAGUGCAGAACAGUGUAAAUACGGUAUAUUGAUGAGUGCAAGUCUGUGUAACUAUGUGCUGCGAGUGUAAAUUGAAUGCACAUGGUGUUUCAUAAUACAUUGUAUAAGCAAAACAAUAAGAUUUGGUAAUUCAAUUGAGAUUAGCACCAGUAUAUUCAGCAGAAAUGAGAAAACUACAAUGAAAUCAAAGUGCAACAUAUUUUAUUGAAUACCCUGUACCAAGAUAAGUCAGUAUAUUAUACUGCUCUGUAUAUCAUGCCUGGUAUUAUGAAACACCCUGUACCAAGGUAAGUCAAUAUAUUAUGCCUGGUGAUUUGUAAGUAUGGAUAUCUGUAUAUGAUGUGCUUGAAAUUUAGAAUUAAUUUCUCUUAUUCUUAUGGAUUUGUUUCUUAAAGUCUGAAUUGCUAAUUUAUAUCUUUUCAUUAUCAAGCAAGUGAAAAAUAAUGUAAAUCAAUAAACAAAACAUAUGGG
Magallana angulata is the source of this 3302-nucleotide messenger RNA. Its product is annotated as E3 ubiquitin-protein ligase synoviolin-like. Bases 57 to 1862 code for a protein of 601 amino acids. The transcript is spliced from 14 exons. Gene Ontology annotation, cellular component: cytoplasm. NCBI's taxonomy places the organism in Eukaryota, Metazoa, Mollusca, Bivalvia, Ostreida, Ostreidae. The record is from RefSeq and is a predicted model, not a curated record.